AUCCUAAAAUUAAAUAAUGUAUAAUCAUACUGCAAUUGUCGAUUGCAUAUCUAAAACUCAACAUGAUGGUUCAUAUCGAGCUGUACAGUGGUCUCACCAGCCUACUUGGGGAAAAGAAACGGCAUCAGCAAUAGGUAUAAGGAAAUUGCAGUGGAUUCCUUCUCUCAUAGAUUCUUUUGAAACUUCGAAUACAAGCUUGGUGACUGAAAGUUGUUGGAAGCUAUACCCUAACCUGAAAAGCAAUAAUCGGUUUCUUCUGGACCUGGGUAUUUUAGCGGUACACGAGCUAUGGCAAAAGGGAAUACUUGGAGUUCACGAGACCAAACUUGAGAUAAAGAAAGUUUCUUGUUGGAAUAUAACAGGAAGAGGAAAGGAUAUUCUUGCGCUUUUAGCUACUUUCACGAGAUCACUUUGUCUUUUUAUGAGUGAAAGUAUUUUGGUUUUGGAGUUUCUAUCAAAAAUGCACUUUUUUGAGACAGGUCGUGAUAUUCAUUGUAUGAGCUAAACCAUAUUGAAUUGUGGUUCUUUCCAUGUUU
This is a messenger RNA of Galdieria sulphuraria, 536 nucleotides long. RefSeq lists its product as uncharacterized. NCBI's taxonomy places the organism in Eukaryota, Rhodophyta, Bangiophyceae, Galdieriales, Galdieriaceae. The coding region runs from base 17 to 505 and encodes 162 amino acids. The record is from RefSeq and is a predicted model, not a curated record. The transcript has 4 exons.